CCUGCUCUCCGGUUGCUUUAAUCCUACUGAAGCAUGAUGCUCUACAAGAUUCUGGUGAUCUCUGUCCUGUGUGCUCUGGCUGUGGCUUUCCCCACUUUGGACAUAGAAGAAAGCACCUAUGGCUUACUAGACCCAUCCAGUGAAGAACCAUUAAAUUCAGCUGUUGAAGAUGAAGAACUACAGAAUUCAACGAGUGACCUACUAAAACCAGCCGGUAACCUACCACCACCAAUUGAGAAAGUGAUAAGAGCUCUAAAAGAUGACACAAACAAUGAUUUCACCACUGACUUUAACCCGACCUUGGGCCUCACACCAACCAUAGAAGCAUAUUAUGGUUUUUGGUAA
Molecule: messenger RNA, 345 nt
Organism: Peromyscus eremicus (cactus mouse)
Lineage: Eukaryota; Metazoa; Chordata; Mammalia; Rodentia; Cricetidae
Product: kidney androgen-regulated protein-like
Exons: 2
Coding region: 34-345 (103 amino acids)
Source: RefSeq, a predicted model, not a curated record